AUGCAGAACAGCUCGUUUUUUGACAGCAUCAAAUCCCAAAUACCCUCCCCUGAUUUCGGUUCAUCAUCCUCGUCAGACAACGAAGAAGAAAUAUCUAUUUAUCAGAGACCAUCAGUCUUCAAGUUGCCUGAUGGGACAGAUGUUAACCUGGACUACUUGUCAUUGGAGGAAUUGGGAAUUGAGGAUGUCAAUAACUCAAUCAAACCAACUCAGCCAUUCACAGACGUCUCUGAUAAUGGCUUAAACAACCAGGAAGAUGACGUUACACCUCAGCUCCCUGUAGAGAAUAGAGACCAUUUAAGUCAAGUUGCUACAGGUCUUGAAUUUGAAACGCCUACUGUCAUCACAACGGAACCAGAAAAACUCGCCAAGAAAUCUGAGGACCCUCCAAAAGCACUUACUCUUGUGCACCAUCAGAUAAAGAGCAACUCAGACACGAAGGUUGCUGUAGGACACUCAUUAUCAGAGUGUACAAAUCCUAAAAGUGAACAGUUUCUCCAGAUGCCUGUAGAAGUCUGUAAAACAAACAAUUCUGUAGAAAGGAAAGAAAAGAUACAUACACAGUCAUGCCCUGUAUUGUCUUUGAAACCUCUAGAGAACUGGGAUCUGGAUCUGGUACUGCAGUCUCUUAAAAGACAUGGCCAUCACAAACAAACUACUAAAGAAGAAAAACUGGACUUGAAUCAGCUAUUUAAAUAUACAGAUAAUAGCAGAAAAAGACCAGAAGUUAAAAUAAUGGAGCAGUUGGCUGCUUUCUGCAUGAGGCAGGCAUGUAAGGAUACAGAGACAAUCAGUGUAUCUAAACAAACUUCUAGUAGACCUACGAGGCCAUCUAAGAAAAGUCCUACAACCACAAGAAGGACUGUUGGACAGAGAGAUGAUUCCAUCUGGAGAUUACAUCUGAAAAAUGAGGAUCCUCCCACUAUAUACAUUGAUUUGCGCAACACAGAGCAACAGACAAAAUCAACAGAUAUUUGUAACACAUCCACACACGCACAGGAGGAUCUACCAAAGCAAGUCCCAUCCACUGAGAGAGUACAAGACAAACAUACAGAGGCAGUAAUUAUAAAAAGAUAAGCUCUCCUCAUAGAGUUAAAACAUAGAGACAUGGUCACAUGAUUGUGUUCUUUUGUAGACAUCCUGCACCAUCACCAAAAUGGGGAGCACUUGGAAGUCAGGCAAUUUAGCCAACUUUAGAGCUCUAUUUCUUGCUAAAAUGGCACCUCAUGUGCUGCCACCAAGCUUAUUAUUUUUUAAUUGAUCAUUUCCAGUCCUCAGGUCUUAAACUUUUAUUCAAUUUAUCAAAACUUUGAAGAACCAGACCACAGGAUCCUGGGAGCCAUGGCCGAUCUCAGUGCACUCUCCUGUGGUUGCCCUCUCACAUCAUCCUCAUUGUAAACAAAUGCUUGUGGACAUUAGUAGCUACAACUACUAGUGCUAGUGUGAUGCUGUCAUAGUGUAUAUAGUCAUAUAAAGAGAAAUAAUAUGUGUAUACAAUUCUUACAUACUGUGUACACUGCCAGAUGUCUAUUCAGUCCCUCCAGGAUUGAUCAGUUUUGUGAUAGCAGAAAUUAAUGCAAAAUCAAGCAAACUGCAAUAUUUGGAGGAGCUUGUGAUUUUUCAAAAUUACUGCAGAUAUUCUGCAGAUUUGGACCAAGACGUGUUAUGUGACGUCAUCAUAAAUCGCAUUCAGCCAAAGCCCUCUUCAAUUCACAUGCACUGAGCAUUGAGCAUUGUGAAAAACAAUUUAGUGCAACUGCAAUUUCGCCAGUUCAAGGAGCUUGUUGCAUGAUGAGGUUCCUCCCAAUUAGAUUAGAUGCAUUUCUCUGUAAAUUGGAAGACAGAUUGUUUCUGUAAAAAAAAAAAAAGCACGAAAAAAACUCAGCAAAUUGCAUCACAAAUGUUGAAAAAGCUGCAGCAAAAUCAAGCAUUUUUAGCCGCAACA
Messenger RNA from Ictalurus furcatus (blue catfish), 1945 nucleotides. Its product is annotated as dynein axonemal assembly factor 8. Bases 1 to 1077 code for a protein of 358 amino acids. Gene Ontology annotation, cellular component: dynein axonemal particle. Lineage: Eukaryota; Metazoa; Chordata; Actinopteri; Siluriformes; Ictaluridae. Gene Ontology annotation, molecular function: dynein complex binding. The record is from RefSeq and is a predicted model, not a curated record. The transcript has 6 exons.